AUGGACUCAUUUGAAGCUCUCUGCGAUACAGAUUCUAGUAAAACAGUUAUUUUGUGGGCAAAUAAAGUGCCUCUGGUUAAGUGCACAACUUUACCAUUGCUUGAAAAUCUCCAUCAUCGUCGUGCUAAUUCAUACAGAGUACCAACUGGAAUAAGUGAACACUUUUCUAAUUCGGUUAUAAAAGCGAGCGAAGAUUUUGUAAAAGAAGUGAUUUCAGAUUCCGAACAGGCGGUACAGUGCUAUUUAAAAAUGAAUAAAUUAGGACUUUCAAACUCUAGCUAUGACAGUAAAAGUUUAAUGAUAAAUAAGUAUGUUAUACAAGCAUGCAAAGAUAGGGAAUUUUCAGAAUCCAAUCGUUCAUUAUUUUUUAACCCAAGUUGGCUCAACGAAAAUGGGAUUUUCGACGAUCAGGUAGCUAUAGAAAACAUUUCUGUCUAUAUAAAACAGCAUUGGAACUUGGACACAAAAUAUUUAUAUAGUGUUGAGAAGUCAUUAAUGAAAAUGAUUGAUGCUUCUUGUCACAGUUACAAGGCAGAAUUUUCGGUGUCUACCAAUGAGUAUCCGAUUCCUCAAGUAACAGUAAGCGCGUAUUUUACAGUGAAUGUAUCGCAUUUACUGUCACUUCCGGCGGUGUACAUAAAAUAUCAGUUGGAGACGGACAGACAUGAGUACGUAGUAGGCAGACACUCAUUCAACAAGAAACAUUUCGAGCGCUUGUUUAAAACCAAACGCGACAUGUACAUGAAAAUUAACAAAUAUGUCGGAUGGUCGUCCGGACCAAGUCAUAGUGCUGGUUUUAACUCUUAA
Messenger RNA from Melanaphis sacchari, 807 nucleotides. RefSeq lists its product as uncharacterized. Lineage: Eukaryota; Metazoa; Arthropoda; Insecta; Hemiptera; Aphididae. Gene Ontology annotation, molecular function: protein kinase A regulatory subunit binding. The transcript has 4 exons. Gene Ontology annotation, cellular component: cAMP-dependent protein kinase complex. Bases 1 to 807 code for a protein of 268 amino acids. The record is from RefSeq and is a predicted model, not a curated record.